AUCCACCUGCAUUAGCCAUAGAGUUUUGCAUUUGCGGUCCAUGACUCAGAUGGUGCUGAGUUCCUGUUUGGAAACUGGUCUCAGGUGCACAACCGAAAGGACACCUUGGAAAAAGGUAGCAGGGAGCAUUUUUGGAGCACCACCAUAUUUUCACCCUGCAGUUGAUCUUAGAAAGCUAUGGACGGCCCGCGGAAAACAAGAGUAAAGUUUGCGAGGGUGAAACAAGACGCCUGUCGUCUUUUCAAGAGGAAAUCUUCUUUCAGCGUGAAGUAUCUCAUCCCAGCUUUCUUGUCACUGGCACUCCUGGAACUGGUCUUUGUUCAGGCUCUCACACAAGUUGUCAUGCCUCUGAUGAGUGACACAAUGAACAUAAGCCAGCCUUCCAAUGAGACCACCACCACCACCACCACCACCCCUUCACAGGUUUCAAGUACCCGUAUACCAGUGACCCUGCCUGGAACCACCACCACCACCACCACCACCACCACCCCUUCACAGGUUUCAAGUACCCGUAUACCCGUGACCCUGCCUGGGACCACCACCAAAGGGUCAACCACCACAAACAACGGACAAAGUCAACCCUCUUUCUCAACAAGUCUGUUUGUUGUUCUGUUUGCAUUACCAGCAUUGUGGCGCUGUUUCACCCCUUCAUGA
Nerophis lumbriciformis (worm pipefish) is the source of this 654-nucleotide messenger RNA. The record is from RefSeq and is a predicted model, not a curated record. NCBI's taxonomy places the organism in Eukaryota, Metazoa, Chordata, Actinopteri, Syngnathiformes, Syngnathidae.